Plenodomus lingam JN3 is the source of this 1131-nucleotide messenger RNA. RefSeq lists its product as uncharacterized. The record is from RefSeq and is a predicted model, not a curated record. Lineage: Eukaryota; Fungi; Ascomycota; Dothideomycetes; Pleosporales; Leptosphaeriaceae. Gene Ontology annotation, biological process: protein demethylation. Gene Ontology annotation, molecular function: protein methylesterase activity.
AUGUCGGACCUGGCGAAGCAGUUUGCAAAAACCAAGCUUUCCGCCCUGCCCCCACCAGAGCCGCUGGUGGAAGAGCAGCCGGAAUACGAGGAUGAUUCGUCUUCGGCUUCGUCCAUGUCCAGUACCGGCACAGUGAUACCGUCUGGCGCUUUGAGGCCUGCGCCUGCGAUACACUGGUCCGACUACUUUGCCCAGGAGUUUUAUUUGGAGCAGGAUAGGCCAGGACAGGGCCAUGCAAAGUUUCAUGUGUACCUGACCCCGCCCGCGAAUGUCAAGGCGCCAUUGCUCGUCUUGCAUCAUGGAGCUGGUAGCUCGGCGAUGAGUUUUGCCCUCAUGGCCAAGGAGGUGCGCAAGGCUAUGCCAGACAUUGGUAUCUUGGCCGUCGAGGCACGAGAUCAUGGAAGUGUGGUCUGGACUGCAGACGGACAAGUGGAUGAGAACCUCAGUGUUGAGCUGCUUGGACUAGAUCUGGUGGACAUGAUGCAUCUCACGCAGACGAGAGUAGGCUGGCAAGAACUACCCCCCAUCAUCUUGAUCGGCCACAGUCUCGGUGGUGCUGUAGUCACCGAGGCGGCCAGCAAAGGAUUAUUGGGCAACAAACUGCUUGGUUUUGGUGUCUUGGACGUGGUCGAGGGCUCGGCCAUGGAAGCACUGGGACACAUGCAAACCUACCUGUCCAGUCGGCCACAGACUUUCCCUUCUCAAGCGGCAGCAAUCGAGUGGCACAUACGAUCACGAACACUUCGCAAUCCCCAAUCAGCGAGAGCAAGUGUUCCCAGUCUUUUGCUGCAGACAUCAGAUGGCCGGUGGGCGUGGCGGACAAAACUGUCUACCACCGAAACAUACUGGGAGAACUGGUUCACGGGCAUGAGCGGAAAGUUUCUGAACAGCAAGGGGGCGAAGCUGUUGAUACUCGCUGGAACAGAUAGGCUGGACAAGGAAUUGAUGAUUGGACAAAUGCAGGGUAAAUUCCAACUGCAAGUCUUUCCAGCCGCAGGCCAUUUUCUUCAAGAGGAUCAGCCCGAAAAGACAGCCGAAGUGGUAGUCGAAUUCAUCAAACGCAAUGAUCGAAGUGCGCUCGUGCUGCCCCCAAAAGUCUCAGAUCUGCUUGCUCAAGGCAAGAAGGUAUAG